Molecule: messenger RNA, 3406 nt
Organism: Coregonus clupeaformis (lake whitefish)
Lineage: Eukaryota; Metazoa; Chordata; Actinopteri; Salmoniformes; Salmonidae
Product: protein tweety homolog 2-like
Exons: 15
Coding region: 266-1912 (548 amino acids)
Cellular component (GO): plasma membrane
Molecular function (GO): intracellularly calcium-gated chloride channel activity; volume-sensitive chloride channel activity
Source: RefSeq, a predicted model, not a curated record
CCUUGUCUGGAGGGAUCGCUCAAAUGAAUGACUGGACCAGCAGUUCGUAGUAUGGCAGUGGCUGAAACUUGUCUUUUUCACGGAUAAUCUUGGGAUGUUUUCCUUUAACGACCUCCCUGCAUAUUUUGUCUACUGUGCGUGUGAACGAGUUACCAUUAUCCAGCAUGCUUUUUCAUAAUAGCUUAUUGCUUUGUUACAGAAGACGGGACUGAGCUGUCGGUUUACUAAAGAAUACUAGAUCUUGGAUAACUAAACAAGGGUCAGGAUGUCUUCAGUACGGGAGGAUUAUAUGGCACCUUGGUGGACAUAUUGGCUUCACAAUUUCCCUCAUGUCAACCUGAACUUCCAGCCCAUCGACAGCACGUUCACCCCCCAGGAUCAGAACUACCAGCAGUCGUUAAUCUUCCUGGGCUGUAUGGCGGCUGCAGGGCUGGGCCUGAACCUUCUCUGCCUGGCCAUCUACCUGAGCUGUCUGUGCUGCUGUCGGAAAGACGAGGAGGAGGAGAGCAAGAGCCCCAACUCCUGCUGUGUCACCUGGUCCGCCAUCGCCGCCGGACUCCUCAGCUGCGCUGCAGUGGGAGUGGGUUUCUAUGGCAACAGCGAGACCAACGACGGGGUGUACCAGCUGACGUACUCCCUGUACAACACCAAUCAUACCCUGGGAGGGGUUGACAGCCUGGUGACGGGCACCAUGGGUAGCAUGGAGAGUGGUCUGAAGCAGAACCUGGCGAGGCUGGAUGAGAUCUUCGCUACGCGGGGAGACUACGUACAGACCCUGCGCUUCAUGCAGCAGAUGGCUGACAACGUCAUCAAACAGCUGUUGGGCCUGCCUGAUUGGGACAUGGCUAUAGUAGAUCUGGCCGCUAUCGCAGACCAGAUCACAUAUGUAGAGUACUACAGGUGGCUCACCUACCUGCUGCUACUGAUCCUAGAUCUGGUGAUCUGUCUGGCGGCUUGCCUGGGCCUGGCCAAACAGUCUCGCUGGCUGCUGACAACGAUGAUGGUGUUUGGGGUGCUGACGCUGAUCCUGAGCUGGGCGUCUCUGGGAGCUGACCUGGCCACUGCUGUGAGCACCAGUGACUUCUGUGUGACCCCAGACAAGUUCAUCAUGAACCAGACCAAGGACCUGAUCAGUUCUGAUAUAGUGCAUUACUACCUGUACUGCAGCCAGACCCUCCCCAACCCAUUCCAGCAGUCUCUGACCAUCUUCCAGAGGUCUCUGACCACCAUGCAGAUACAGAUACAGGGCCUGCUGCAGUUCGCUGUGCCUCUCUUCCCUACCGCCGAGAGAGACCUACUGAGCAUUCAGCACCUACUCAACUCCUCAGAGGCUAGCCUCCACCAGCUAACUGCCCUGCUGGACUGUAGAGGACUCAACAAGGACUACCUGGAUGCGCUGAUCGGUGUGUGUUAUGACGGGGUAGAGGGCCUGCUCUACCUCUGCCUCUUCUCCAUCCUGGCAAUUUGUGCCUUCUGUGCCAUGCUGUGUGCCAUUCCCCGGGCAUGGACACAUAUCGCCAGCAGGGAGCGUGAUUAUGACGAUAUAGACGAGGGUGACCCGUUUAACCCUCAGCCCAGACGCAUGACGACCCACAACCCCAACCAUGCCACCAACAUGCACAGCUUCUGCAGCUACAGCAGCAGUGUGGGGAGCCAGAGCAGCCUCCACCCGCCUGCUGUCCAGACUGCCCAGGAUGUGUCUAACGCACCCGUCUCAGAGUACAUGAACCAGUCAGCGUUGUUCGGGGGGAACCCGCGGUACGAGAACGUUCCUCUGAUCGGGAGAGGCUCUCCGCCCCCUUCGGUUUACGCUCAGCCAUUUAGAAACGGAUACUCCCCCAGCAUGAGGGCUACAUACCUGUCCAUGACUGAGGACCAGAUCAGACACUUUGGGAAUGAUUUCCAGGCAUAGAGCUGCUCCUCCCGCCCUCUCUCCUCUCUUUCAUCUCUGCCAUCUCCAAGAGGUUUCUCAAACGGGCGAACACACACACACACACACACACACACAACUACUCCAGCAGUAUGUGACUUUGUGGCUUCUGCACGGACCCUCUCCUCGCCCAACUCACUGGACUGGACCAAGGCCUGAUAUGAGGAAAAGUGUCACACACACAGUCGUCCCAUCCCAAACCCCAGAGCCCAGUGUCUAUGUCUUAGUCACCAUGACUCCAGCCCAUAGAAUUAGAAUGAUUCUAUUGUGUGAUUCUAUUCAUUCUAUUUCUGUGUUCCAGUUCUCCCUCGCUGUCUGGAACAAUACAAAGCCCUACUAUUCCACAUAGCAUGUUGUGUCCACUGUCUGAAGGUGUAGUCACAUUUCUUUCUGCCUAAGUUAUCUUGGAAAUAACAUGUCACUUUUCUAAAAGCUUUAGAUUCCAAUCUUUUGCUUUGUCUGCUGCAUUUGUUUUAGGCGAGACUUUUGAAAAUGUAAGAUAGAGAAAUUAUCACAUUUUUUAUUUUAAUUUCAUUUGACCUAUGACAUCAACCUUUCAACAGGUCCUUAGGCUACCAAUUCAGUAUGUGAGUGCUCGUAUUUCCCAGCUCUUUGUGUAGUACUGUUGAAAAAAAUAUAUGAAAAUGGAAAUGGUAAUAAUAAUGAUUUAUUUUAAAAACACUAGCUUGAUUCAUUCACUCCAACGAGACAAUAGCAACUUUUACAGGAAAUGACUUUUAUAAUGAUCUACAUUUUACAUUUUAGUCAUUUAGCAGACAGUCUUAUCCAGAGCGACUUACAGUUAGUGAGUGCAUACAUUUUUCAUACUAUUGUUCAGAUAUGUUUUUGUGCCUAUAACCUCUCCCUAUUCUCAGUAAUAGCGACUGUAGGACUAUGACUGUUAAGUCACAAGGAGGGACCAUACUAUGACUGUUAAGUCACAAGGAGGGACCAUACUAUGACUGUUAAGUCACAAGGAGGGACCAUACUAUGACUGUUAAGUCACAAGGAGGGACCAUACUAUGACUGUUAAGUCACAAGGAGGGACCAUAUUAUGACUGUUGAUACUUGAUACUCCAACCCAUUUGUAUUUGAUGAAAUUGGCCAAGAACAAGGACAUCAGAAAUGACAUUCACACUCUUAGAACUGGAAAGUGUCCACUGUCGAAGGGUCCUCCCUUUUCCUCCAUGACUACAGAUGACACAUACUGUAUAUACCAUAAUAGUAGUUCUAUGUUUCCACAUACACCUCAGACCUAAACCUUGUGAAGCACAAACCCAACCCUGACUGUAUGGUAGGGCCUGGGAUAGUGGCCCAACACUGCCCUACACUAUACCCUACACUAUGUCCUACACUAUGCCUUACACUAUGCCCUACACUAUACCCUACACUAUACCCUACACUAUGCCCUACACUAUACCCUCCACUAUGUCCUACACUAUGCCCUACACUAUACCCUACACUAUGCCCUACACU